Sclerotinia borealis F-4128 is the source of this 957-nucleotide messenger RNA. Lineage: Eukaryota; Fungi; Ascomycota; Leotiomycetes; Helotiales; Sclerotiniaceae. The record is from the annotation of a GenBank genome assembly.
AUGCCAGGGUUUAAACAGAUUAUGGGAGCGGUCACGGUGGUUGGAUUGGCAGCAAUGGCAUCAGCUCUUCCGGCAUUACCAAAGCUUAACGAGAGAGCGUUGGAGAUGUAUGAGAUUAUGGAACGUCAGGUUACUGCAACAGGAUUACCAGCAAAUUUGACGGAUGUGGAUAUUUUGCAAUUCGCUCUCACACUCGAAAACCUCGAAACAGCCUUCUACCAACAAGGAUUCGCCAAAUUCCCCGACUCCGACUUUACAGCCAUGGGCUUAACAGCCCAAGAUAUCACCAAUCUCAAAAUGGUCGGCAUGACCGAAGCAACUCACGUCACCACUCUCAUGACCGCCAUCUCCGCAAGCGGCACUCAACCCGUCGCUCCCUGUACCUACAACUUCAAUUUCACCACCGCCCAAAACAUGAUCGCCACAGCCAACGUUCUCGAAAACAUAGGCGUAAGUGCCUAUCUAGGCGCAGCACCACUAGUCGCCGAUAAAGCGAUCCUAACCGUCGCAGCCGAAAUCGUCACCGUAGAAUCUCGCCACCAAACCUUCAUCCGCACCGCACAAAAAGUAGCCGCCGUCCCCUCCGCCUUCGACACCCCCCUCGGUAUCCGCAACGUUUUCUCCCUCGCAGCACCCUUCAUUCAGGCCUGUCCCCAAGGCUCAAAUCUAGCCGUGACGCCCUUCCCAGCGCUAACGAUGACGACCCCCGGUGAAGCCAUGACUGCUGGAUCAACGCUGCAGUUGACGAGCGCCGCGCAGGGGGCUACGGCUUGUGCGUUUACAAAUGGUGGUCAGACUGGUGGAACGGCUUUCACGCCGUUUGCUAAUGGUGCCUGUACGGUGCCCCAGGGUUUGGCGGGUGAUACCUAUUUGAAUUUGGCGAGUCAGUUGCCGGCGACGGGGGUUUUGACGGAUGAUAUUACGGUGGCGGGGCCGUUGGUGCUGCAGAUUUCGUAG